Messenger RNA from Amorphotheca resinae ATCC 22711, 1487 nucleotides. RefSeq lists its product as hypothetical. Gene Ontology annotation, molecular function: oxidoreductase activity; FAD binding. Lineage: Eukaryota; Fungi; Ascomycota; Leotiomycetes; Helotiales; Amorphothecaceae. Bases 99 to 1487 code for a protein of 462 amino acids. The record is from RefSeq and is a predicted model, not a curated record. The transcript is spliced from 2 exons.
GGAGUGAAACAGUAUAUAAAGCGGGCUGUAAGGAAAGUCCACUAAAAGAUUCGUUCUCUUGGAUAAAUAUCCUUUUUCCUGACUCUUUGUGUAUAACCAUGGCUGUAUCCCUUGACCAGAAACGGAUUGCUUUGGAGACUUUCCUCCAAGACCAUACAAACAUCAAAUAUGUAACACCUGCUGCUCCUGAGUUCUCUUCCUUGAAAGCCACUUACAACCUCACCAUCACCGCAACCCCCCUGGCGAUCGUCCGCCCUCAAUCAUCAAAUGAUGUUGCUGCGCUGGUAUCGUACUGUACAACUCAUGGAAUCCAAUUCUCUGUUCGGUCUGGUGGAAAUAACUUGUACGGAGCGUCAUGUGUGCAAGAUGCUUUGAUGGUCGACAUGCGAGACAUUGCCUUCGUCGAUAUCGACAAGGAGAAAUCGUCAGCUAGGGUCGGCGGAGGUAUUCUACAGGGAAAGCUCGCCAAGGAAUUAUCGAAAGAAGGACUUGUGACUGCCAUGGGGUCACUUGGCUUUGUAGGCUUCAUCGGCUGGGGCUGCUACGGAGGUUAUGGAUCACUCUCGGCCAAAUAUGGUCUGGGUGUAGACAACAUUCUCGCAGCAAAAGUUGUCAACUGGAACGGUGAGAUUGUCGACGCGGAUGAGGAGAUGAUGAAGGGCAUCCGUGGAGCAGGGGGAGCCUUUGGCGUCAUAGUCGAAUUGACUGUUAAAGUCUAUCCGCUCAAAAGUAUCCUUGCCGGCAUGAUAGUUUUUGACUCGCAGGAUAUCACCUCAGUCUAUCAAAGCUACAAUGCCGGCUACCAAACCCUUUUAGACGAAGGCCUGUCACCUGCAUUGAGUUCGCAGCAAAUGGUUGUCAAUUCGCCUAAUGGGAGAGCCUUCGCUGUUGGAAUCAUCUGGUCCUCGGACGACCACGACGCUGGCCGCGCUGAGCUUGCGAAGAUUGAAGCUCUAGGCACUGUAGUUAUGAACACUGUCGGGCCGACGACAGUCGCCGAUUAUAUGGACAUAUUGAGUACGCAAAUCCCCUCCAGCGCAUAUGGGGCGUGCCAAACACUCAGUAUCCGAAAAUUGAACAAUGAGACCACCGCAAUCAUGAGCAGGAACUUUGAGAAGAUGCCUUCGAGCUUCGGAACGGCCUUUACCAUCCAUGAACUUCGCGGACCCUCCGCAGCUCCAAAGUCGAAUUCUGUAUUCGGGUUGCGGGAGCCCCAUUUCAUGUUGGAAUUCAUUUCGACGGUGGCCAAAGAGGAAGACGAGAAGGAAUCCCGAGAAUGGGCUACCAAUUUCCGCAAGGAACUCUUGCAAAUGAAACCUGAAAACUUGCUCCCAGGGACAUACAUCUCCCUUACUCCUCCUGGCGUCACUCCAUUAUCGAAGAUAUACGGUCCAGAUUCCAAUUAUGAGACUCUGUUGGAACUCAAGCAGAAAUAUGACCCACAUAACGUGUUCAACCUUGCAGUCCCAAAAUUUUACGAGCAAUGA